CCCAUCCCUGCUUCCCCGCCAGGAACAGCCGCGUCCGCGCAGGGAGCUGGGCAACCAUGUCGGGGCAGAGCCUGACCGACCGCAUCACGGCGGCGCAGCACAGCGUGACGGGCUCGGCCGUCUCCAAGACCGUCUGCAAGGCCACCACGCACGAGGUGAUGGGCCCCAAGAAGAAGCACCUCGACUAUUUAAUACUAUGUACAAAUGACAUGAACGUAAACAUCCCACAGUUGGCAGACAGCCUAUUCGAAAGGACAACAAAUAGUAGCUGGGUGGUAGUCUUCAAAUCUCUCAUCACAACUCACCAUCUCAUGGUGCAUGGAAAUGAGCGUUUUACCCAGUACCUGGCUUCCAGAAACACAUUGUUUAACUUGAGCAAUUUCUUGGACAAAAGUGGGUUGCAAGGAUAUGAUAUGUCCACAUUUAUUAGGAGAUAUAGCAGAUAUUUGAAUGAGAAAGCAGUUUCCUACAGACAAGUGGCUUUUGACUUUACAAAAGUAAAAAGAGGAGCUGAUGGAGUCAUGAGGACAAUGAAUACAGAAAAACUGUUAAAAACUGUACCAAUUAUACAAAACCAGAUGGAUGCACUGCUUGAUUUCAACGUCAACAGCAAUGAACUCACAAAUGGUGUAAUCAAUGCAGCCUUCAUGCUCCUUUUCAAAGAUGCCAUUAGACUUUUUGCAGCAUAUAACGAAGGGAUUAUUAAUUUGCUGGAAAAAUACUUUGACAUGAAAAAGAAUCAAUGCAAGGAAGCCCUUGACAUAUAUAAGAAGUUUCUGACUAGAAUGGCAAGAAUUUCUGAGUUUCUCAAAGUUGCAGAGCAAGUGGGGAUAGACAGAGGAGACAUACCAGAUCUUUCUCAGGCACCAAGUAGUCUUCUGGAUGCUUUAGAACAGCACCUGGCCUCCUUGGAAGGAAAGAAAAUCAAAGAUUCCACUGCUGCUAGCAGGGCCACCACGCUUUCCAAUGCAGUUUCUUCCCUGGCAAGCACCGGCCUCUCUCUCACCAGAGUCGACGAAAGGGAAAAACAAGCUGCGCUGGAGGAAGAACAAGUCCGUUUAAAACUUCUAAAGGAGCAGCGUCUAAAAGAGCUUGCAAAGAAACCCCACACAUCUUUCACCACAGCCUCUUCCCCUGUGUCUAAUACUGCAGGAAGUAUAAUGACCACACCAGCUAUUGAUAUUUUUUCCACACCCAGUUCUUCAAACAGUUCAUCCAAGCUGCCAAAUGACUUGCUUGAUUUACAGCCAGCUUUUCAUCCAGGUGUGCAUCCAAUAUCCUCUGCACCACAAGUGGGAGGGACCUGGGGAGAUCCUUUCACAUCCACUCCUGAGGCUGUUGACGAUGCCAUUCCAAACUUAAAUCCUUUCCUCACAAAAUCUAGCAAUCACCUCUCCUCUGAUGCACUCCCUUCUUUCACUUCUAGGACACCAACUCAUGAGAUGUUUGUUGGGUUUACACCAUCUUCUGUUGCCCCAUCGCAACCAUCAGCAGGCCUUAAUGUUGACUUUGAGUCUGUGUUUGGAAACAAAAGUACAAAUGCAUUAGUGGAUUCUGGUGGCUUUGAUGAAUUAGGUGGACUCCUAAAACCAACCGUGACUUCUCAGAACCAGAAUCUCCCAACUUCCAAAGCACCACCCAAUAAGUUAGUAUUAGAUGACUUGGAUUCAUCUCUAGCCAACCUCGUAGGAAAUUUGGGCAUUGGAAAUGGGACACCGAAAAAUGAUGUAAACUGGACCCAGCCAGGAGAAAAGAAACUAACAGGCGGUUCCAAUUGGCAGCCCAAAAUUGCACCGACCACUGCUUGGAAUGCUCCAACCAUGGCACCGCCUGUCAUGGCCUAUCCUGCUACAACGCCAACGGGAAUGAUGGGAUACGGGAUGCCAUCCCAAAUGGGAGGAGUACCAGUAAUGACGCAGCCAACUUUAAUAUACAGCCAGCCUGUCAUGAGACCUCCAAAUCCUUUUGGUCCUAUAUCAGGAGCACAGAUCCAGUUCAUGUAGUCAUGCCAGAUGGCUUGGAGUGAGAAAGUUCCAGAAAAGACACGUGCUCAGUGACCAACCCCCUUUUUUGCAGCUCAGUCAAAACGAAAGUCUCUCCAGCUCUCCAGUAGAACAGACUCAAAUCAUGCAAAGCCCACAACGGUUGUGGGUCUCUCGGCCAACCUCAGCACCUUGCAGCGUGGUAUAAAGCCAAGAAUUGCCACAAAUUUGGUGUGGGAUCUUUUUUCUACUCCCCCCUCCCCCCCGCUCCUGUGGUAACUUAACAUAUUAGUAACUCCCACCCCCUAUUUUAUAACUUGGAUGGGUAACCUAUAAAAAAAGGUGCCUAUCCUGCUAAAUAGCGUUCUCGAAACUGCUCUUUGGAACGAAGAGCUGGACACAUUUUAUUUCCUUACCUUCAGCGACUUUUCUCUAGAGGAUCGAAUCCUAACUCUGUAAUUCUGCAGCUUCCUCUCUCCAUUCAUCACAAACGUUAGGCUCCAUACCGAAAAGUUUAACUUAAAAAGGAGAAGAAAAAAAAAAACCCAACCCCACCGAAUUAUAUAUUCCGUUUGCAUAGACAUUCCUUUAUGUAUUAUUGUUUGUAUUUAUUUAUGAUUAUCCGUUUAAAUAACAAAUGUAUCACAACAAAGCCUCCUCUGUGGAGAAAUGAAUGCCGAUGUAUACUCUGGGUCUCCCAUUAGAGUUCGUUUCCUUUCAUUAUUUUUUUUUUAUCCACCGGAACAAUUUCCAGACAAUUCUCAAUCCACACUCCGCCAUGCAGAAUAUUGGGCACGUUCCAAGGUCUGAAAAAAACCGCCCCUUGUUGAAUACCCCCCCCCCCAGCA
Molecule: messenger RNA, 2830 nt
Organism: Protobothrops mucrosquamatus (brown spotted pit viper)
Lineage: Eukaryota; Metazoa; Chordata; Lepidosauria; Squamata; Viperidae
Gene: PICALM
Product: phosphatidylinositol binding clathrin assembly protein
Exons: 20
Coding region: 57-2003 (648 amino acids)
Biological process (GO): clathrin coat assembly; clathrin-dependent endocytosis; synaptic vesicle budding from presynaptic endocytic zone membrane
Cellular component (GO): synaptic vesicle; extrinsic component of presynaptic endocytic zone membrane; clathrin-coated pit
Molecular function (GO): phosphatidylinositol-4,5-bisphosphate binding; clathrin heavy chain binding; SNARE binding
Source: RefSeq, a predicted model, not a curated record